AAAAAAAGUUCAUUAUCUGAAUCAAAAUCAGAAGAAUCAAGACUUUUGAUCCCCAGACCACCUCCUUAAACAGCAAGACAUCUCUCAGCCCAUAUAAGGUAUAAAGGGAACCAGACAUGAGCUCUACAAGAAUAAUGGAUAUUAAAAUGCGGGAAGCGGCAGAAGGGCUUGGUGAAGAUAGUUCAGGAAAGAAGAAGUCCAAGUUCAAAACUCUAAAAAAAUUCUUUGGGGGGAAGAAGAAGAGAAAAGACACCUCAACAUCUGCAAGUAGCAGCAGCUGGAAGCCGAGCCCAUCAGAGGAUGAUGUCAUUGCUCCAGUAUCUUUGCCUGUUGGCUAUGACUCAGAGGAUGAACUUGAAGAUCACAAAGGUACCCUGGGGAGCCGAGCCCUUUCACACGACAGCAUUUUCAUUCCCGAGACAGGUCAAGACCCCCCCAGACCAGCUCGGGUGUUUUCUCAGGAAAAUGUAUCUGAGAGGAUCAGAGCCUUACAGAUGAAAAUCCAGUAUAAUGUGAAACUGGGACCCCCUCCUCCAUCUGGGAUUCCCACUAAACGGGGAGAUGAUGCUGGCAUGAGUUCUGAAGAUGAUGGGUUACCCAGGAGUCCUCCAGAAAUAUCUUUGUUACAUGAUAUAAAUGCCAGCACAACAGCAAAGGUCCCUUUAAGUUCUUCUUCCAGACCCCUCUCUCCAGACCAGUUUUUCUCCAGACAUGCCAGUGAUACCAUGACCUCUCCACGGACAUCUGACAGUAGCCUGUCGCCUCUAGCAGAUUUUGAUUAUCCUCCUGAGUUCUCUUCCUGCCUUGAUAACUCUGCAGCAAAGCACAAACUCCUGGUUAAACCUCGAAACCAGCGGUCCAGCAAAAUGAGAAGGUUGUGUUCGCGUGCACAGUCAGAGUCUCUAAGCGAUCUGACUUGUACCCCAGAGGAAGAGGAGGAAGAUGGGAAACAAAUGACCAGAGACCAUAAAGAUGAGAAUUCCAGUUACAGCCAGGAGGAGAUGAUGGACAAGGAGACUGUAGCAAAUAGCCCAGAGAUUUUGAGACCAGAGAAGCCUGAGGAGCCUUCUCAGAGCCAAGAGAACCAAGAUGAAAAGCCUGCGGUACUCCAGGCUCCUGAUUUAUCUGCCAGCACACAGGAGUUGUCAUCACUAGUAAAUAACCCUGAGACCACAAUGGAAGUCAGUGGCUCAGAGUCAGACCAUUUACUUUCUUUAGAUCCCCCUUCUCUUCCAGAAAACUCCACACCUCCUGCUCUAGAUGAAGAACAAAGCAAAGUAGCAUCUCCCACACCGGUGUCUUCUCCUACAAGGAGCAUUUGUGAGGAGUUGGUUUGUACACUUAGUGAAGUCCAAAAUCAGUCUUCUGCCAGCCCUCUAGAUAUGCCCUCUCCAAAGGCUAUUUCCAACACUACUGCAAUUUCAUCCAGUUUAGAUUGUUCAGAAGAGAAUAUACAGGGAUCAAAAGACAGCCUGGACAUGGCCGAUGGUGGGGAAUCAAUGAAAGAAUCCACAAUAACGCCUGGCCUGGGCACCCAGUUACCAAAGAGUUGUUUGAAAAACAAAAGCUCUUCAAUCACCUCAAGUCCCAGUGUUUCUCCCAUUCCUCCAGGUCCCAUGUCACCACAGCUGGGACCUGCCGCCUGGCACCUGGAGAAAAAGACCACCCCUGAAGAGGUCCCCAAGUCUGAGCAGCAAGGCUCUCCUCCCACAACUCCCAAGGGAGGGCUGUCAGAAGGUAAACUGGAAAGGGGAGCCAGUGAAGUGAGGAGCUCGAGAAAAUUCUCUGUGUCUUCCUCCUGGGAGAGACCAAAGGCUAGCAGCCUCUAUCUGAAAGAACAUUCAGGCAGCGAAACUCCAUCAAACACAAAAUUGUCCUUGCUGAAGAUGAACCUGGCCUCAAGAAAUGAGGUGACCAGGGAUAAUCUUCAGAUGAACGCUGAACACCAGGAAGGGAAAUUGGGCAUUAUGAAACAGGCACUCCCAGUCGAGAGUGACUCUCAGAACUCUGUAGGCAGAGAGGGUGACCACACUGGGCUGAGCUGUGUAUCCCCGGCAUCUAGUGCCGUACCGGCAAAGGCAGAUCCUUGUCCACAGUUACCGAGUCAGCCUGUCAUUGAAGACAAAAACCCCUUUCAAGUCAAACUCCGGUCCACCUCGCUGUCUUUCAAAUAUAGAGAUGGAUCUUUCCCAGAAUCAAAAGGAAUGAAGCGAUACAGUGCAGAGAUCAGGGUGGAGAAGGGAGGGUUGACUUUGCUUUCAAAAGAUGAAAAAACUCAAAUCAAAAGACUAUCGGAUAUAAGUGCGAGUAGUCCUUUAAAUGAUAAAGUGAAGGGUAAAGCCAAGUCCUCAGAACAGCUUAGUCACAAGCCUCCAUUACCCAAGAAACCUGUUUUGCAAACUAUAACUACUCCCCACUCUCAUACACUCCCUCCUGGAAACCUUGAAAAACUGGACAAAUUAAGCAAGUCUCCAGAAUCCAGAAAUGAAACUAAGGCCUUGGAGAAAAAGUUGUCUCUUCACAAAGUAGCUGAGAAAAAUAUGCCACCCCCAGCAUCAGCCACUGGUGUCUCAGAGGGCCAUUCACUGCCACCCUGGAUUACUCUAGCCAGGCAGAGGCGUCGGGGGUCCCGGGAACAACAGCAGCCGAGCAAGGAGGAAAAGCCUGCAACACCAGCCACAAAGUCAGACACAGAAAAGCCAAGUGAAGACCUGGACAGAAAAGAGGAGCGCAUUAAGCAACAAGCUGACUUUGUCCGUAGCAAAUCUUUCCUGGUGCAGCCAACUAAAACUGCUGAAGAACAGAAGCCAAGAGCAAAGCUGAACCUCAAAGAAGGACUUCAUCGAGGCAUUUCACUUUCCCAUCAGAACCUGGCAGCUCAAUCUCAGGUGAUGACUGAGAAAGAACUGAACCAGCUAAAGAGGGCCAGUUAUUCCAGCGCAGAUCAGCCAUCCUGGAUGGAACUUGCCAAAAAGAAGUCUCAAGCCUGGAGUGACAUGCCCCAGAUUAUAAAAUAGGGUGACUCAUAGCUGAUUUUAAAAAAAAAAAUCACCUCUUUGACAAGUUAAUAACCCACUUAAUGAAACUGCUAGUUAGCCAUGGCACAGGAUCUGUGAAACUUGAGAGUGAUUUUAUCAUCAAGUUAGGAGUGGGGGAAAUGUGCAGUAAAAGGAUGGUCAAUGAAACGACUCUAUUCUUGGGCCAGAGUUUACCAAAAACUUUGAAGUGAUAAAUGCUUGGAAUAGGACACCUGGGAAGUCAUCCAGAUUCCAUUUCUUAUGGGCCAGUAGGAACAAAUGUGGAUUUUUUUCCCCUUAAAUUCCUUUUGUAAUAUAGAUGCUGCUGCUUGAGGGGAGGGCAGGCUGUCUCAAGUGAAAUGUGGGCUAGGAAAUUAGACUUCUUUGCAAGGCUAGAAUAGAAAUAGUUUCAUGAAUAUCAUGAAUAUGUCCUUCCAUCUGAGAACAAGCCAUUGCCUUUGGAUACCCCCUGAUCCAUGGGUCAUAUUUUCUCUAUUCAUGUUUAUGACCAAGACUGACAUUGACUUUGGAACCAAGAGUGUUCUUUUCAAAAGCAAAGGAUGUGAACUAAUUUAUUUUCAUGAAGAUAAAUCCAUAUGGAGAUUAAAGGGGGAGAGGGAGAGUGAG
This is a messenger RNA of Trichosurus vulpecula (common brushtail), 3644 nucleotides long. RefSeq names its product CRACD like (gene CRACDL). Bases 117 to 3017 code for a protein of 966 amino acids. The transcript has 10 exons. Lineage: Eukaryota; Metazoa; Chordata; Mammalia; Diprotodontia; Phalangeridae. The record is from RefSeq and is a predicted model, not a curated record.